GCUUACGUAACGAGAACGCAUUCAUCAUCACCUCUCAUUUUCACGUCUCCUCUCUUAACUCUUUACUCUCUAACUCUUUAAGCGUAUUAUCUCCACAAACUCUCUUUUUUUAUUUCUCUUUCGAUUCAAAAGUCAUCGAUCACAAACAUGCCGGGAAAUUCACACCGCCGGGGAUCCGACGAGUCAGUCCUCUUCUUCACGGUGAUGAUCACGUUGCUGACGUGUCCGAUAGUCAUCAACGCAUCAUCAUCAUCAGAUUCUUCUUUAGCUAGCAGGAAGCUCGAGGAGGUCGAUCCCAUAAAGUGCUCUCCAAGCUGCAUCCAAAACCCUCCUCCGCCUUCUCCACCACCACCAUCUCCGCCGCCUCCGGCAUGUCCACCUCCUCCGGCUCUCCCUCCACCGCCUAAGAAAGUCUCACCAAACUGCCCACCUCCGCCGCCGGCUAAUUUCUUGUACAUAACAGGUCCACCGGGAAAUCUCUACCCCGUUGAUGAGCAGUUCGGAGCGGCCGCCGGAAAAGGUUUUACGGUGGUGAAGAUCUCCGGCCUAAUCGGGUUUGGAAUUAUGGGUUUCUUGAUUCUUUGAAACAUGUUGGGAGGAGAAAAAAAAAGUGAAGAUUUGUGAGUAUGUCCUCAAUACUUUUUAAUUAGUUAUUGAUCGUUGGUUAAUAAUUUUUCUAACUAGGAUUAUAUAAGUUUCAUCAUAUCUUCCUAUAUCCAAAUUUUCUAGUGGUUGUUAAAAAUCAGAUUAAUAAGGUGUGUGUGUGCCGCAUACGUAGACCAAAAUUCUGUUUAGGGAAAUAUGUGAAUUCUUGAAAUGUAUUCUCUUUAUGUGAUUUAUGUUCUCUUUUCUGUGUCAA
Messenger RNA from Eutrema salsugineum, 859 nucleotides. RefSeq names its product leucine-rich repeat extensin-like protein 3. Lineage: Eukaryota; Viridiplantae; Streptophyta; Magnoliopsida; Brassicales; Brassicaceae. The transcript has a single exon. The record is from RefSeq and is a predicted model, not a curated record. Bases 148 to 585 code for a protein of 145 amino acids.